AUGUCCGGUGAUGUUCAAGAGAAGUUCCCUGUCCUGUCUAUCGUUACCCUUGACGUUAGAGCCUCGGAGACCCAUUUCCCGUGCAUUCACCGCUUUGGGCCACGUUGGUUGGCCCAUUUACGUCUCCUUUGGUCAAUUUGUGGCUCUUUCCGCGUCCCGCUCUUUGUUAAAAUCGACCUCUUUGUUCGCGUGUGGCGCAAAGCAACAGGCAUGGACAACUUUGGUGGCUCUUACGAUCUAUAA
Somion occarium is the source of this 243-nucleotide messenger RNA. The record is from the annotation of a GenBank genome assembly. Lineage: Eukaryota; Fungi; Basidiomycota; Agaricomycetes; Polyporales; Cerrenaceae.